Leptopilina boulardi is the source of this 586-nucleotide messenger RNA. RefSeq names its product COX assembly mitochondrial protein homolog. Bases 53 to 487 code for a protein of 144 amino acids. The transcript has 3 exons. NCBI's taxonomy places the organism in Eukaryota, Metazoa, Arthropoda, Insecta, Hymenoptera, Figitidae. The record is from RefSeq and is a predicted model, not a curated record.
GUAUUGAAUCACACAAUUUAUAGUUGAUUUAAAAGAAUUUUUUUUUUAAACAAUGGUUGAUUCGCAAAAAGAAUUUUUGCAAGAAGAAGAAAAAUCACAAAAUAAAACUGUUCUUAGACAAAGUCUUGGUGGAGGACCUCAUGGAUUAGGUGAUCCUAAUGAUAGAUUUUUAAGAAAAAUAGAAAAAGAUGUGCUCAUUGAAGAAAAAAUUAGAUAUAAAUCAAGAAAAGAAAAAUGUACAGAUUCAGUACAAGAAUUUGGCAUAUGUAGCAAGGAAAAUGGAUUAUUAAUGCCAUUUAAAUGUAGAGAAGAAAAUAAUAAAAUGCAAGAAUGUCUUAAAUAUUGGUUUCGUAAUAAAGAAUUUCGAGAUUUGUGUACUGAAGAAUAUUUAAAUGACAGAAGUGAAUUCAGAAGAACUGGAAUACCCCCUAAAAAAUUGGAUCGAAAAACAAAAACUUGGAUAGAGACAUCGAAAGUAACUCAGUAAAUUUAAAAAAAGAAGCAAAAUAUAGAGAUAAAUUGUAUCAUAAAAAUAUAUUAUAUUUAAAUUUAGUUUUUUGUUAACAAUAAAUUGAAAUUUCCGAAA